AUGGACUCGUUGAUGACCCAAGACUCGCAGCCUCCCACAUGUCCCCGCAGCUGCUUCAUCCAGCGCUUCAUCUAUCCUCCCUCCGGCGCACAUGACGAGCAACAGGCCUUGAGGAGCGAGCGCGACGUCUCGAGCCGAGAGAGAGAGACUCGCUCAUCCAAGCAUGAGGCGACAGGCGCGCCCGCUAGCCAUGACAGAACAUUGCAGAAAGGCUUCGACUCCUCGGCAUCGAGCUCGGGCUCAGAAGACUCGGCGUACGGAAGCGCUCUGUCGUCGGACGAGGGGGUGGGCGUGGGGACGGAGAGCCAGAGCGAUGCUGAGCCCCAGCCAUACGAGUACGACGACGGCAACAGCGAGCUCUUCGCCCAUGUCACCCUCAGACGAAAGCAUCAUGAGGACCUCCGCACCAGAGACAGCGUCAUGCUCGACAGCACGACCGUCACCAGCUACUUCCACAUGCGCCAGAGCGAGGCGGCGGCGGCGUUCGGGAUCUCGCUGACGGCCUUCAAGGCCGCAUGCAGGAAGCUCGGCAUCCAGAGGUGGCCGUACAUGCGACAGAAGGCGGCUGCUUCCGCCCAGACCGCCAUGACAGACCCAGACCAGGAGGCCGGCGGGGCGCGUGGGAGGAGGCGCGACCGGCGGGUCACGACGGGCCCAGGCGCUGGGGCGGAGCAGGAGCAGGCAGGCAGGGCUCGAUGGGACGGCAGCCUUGAGGACCUGAUGGAGGAGGCGCUGGAGCAUUGCACGCGGAAGGAAGAGGGGCAGUUUAUAGCAGAGGGCAAGUGA
Messenger RNA from Guillardia theta CCMP2712, 786 nucleotides. RefSeq lists its product as hypothetical. The transcript has 2 exons. The record is from RefSeq and is a predicted model, not a curated record. Gene Ontology annotation, molecular function: DNA-binding transcription factor activity. NCBI's taxonomy places the organism in Eukaryota, Cryptophyceae, Pyrenomonadales, Geminigeraceae. The coding region runs from base 1 to 786 and encodes 261 amino acids.